Molecule: messenger RNA, 6040 nt
Organism: Sinocyclocheilus grahami
Lineage: Eukaryota; Metazoa; Chordata; Actinopteri; Cypriniformes; Cyprinidae
Product: microtubule-actin cross-linking factor 1, isoforms 1/2/3/5-like
Exons: 37
Coding region: 11-6040 (2009 amino acids)
Biological process (GO): wound healing; intermediate filament cytoskeleton organization
Cellular component (GO): intermediate filament; membrane; cytoplasm
Molecular function (GO): microtubule binding; calcium ion binding; structural molecule activity
Source: RefSeq, a predicted model, not a curated record
UUCAAGAAUCAUGGGUAACCUCAUUAGCAGACCUAGCUGUUUGGGACAAAAGUCCAAAAAGGUUAAGUCAGAUGAGAGCGUCUUGAAAGAGUGCUACCAGCAACGGAGAGAAUGGUCACUCCCAGAGCCUCCUAAAGAAGAGACAAGGAAAGAGGAUGUGGAAGAGGUUCUUCGACAAACUCCAACACCGGACAAGCAGAGAAGUUCCCCAGCCCCUACUGUCACCACUACCAGCACUCUGGACAAUGCCUGGCGAAGCUCUCCGUCCCCAGUAAAAACACCAAGAAAUGGGUCUUUGCCCAGAAGGUGUAAUAUUCCAGAGUACAGAAGAUCCCCCCUGAGUCAGUAUGGAUCCGUGGACAAGAGAGCCAGCCUGCAGAGAAGGGAUUCUGGAAGUCCCUGGUCCUGGAAACCUCCGAACACUCGAGAGGUUACCGAAGUCACAGAAGUAACAGAGACAAUUGUUACAGAGAUUGUGGAGGUGACAGAGUAUCCUCCUGCAGGCAAAGGAGGUGACCCUAUUGUUACUAGAACUGUGAGAGUCCUUACUGGAGCUGCUGAGGAGCUUGCAGAGCUGCUGAAUGAUGGUCAGUCAAGUUCAGACCAGGAAUCAAGUCUAGAUCAAUGGAAGGAUGGCAGAAGUGUUUUGGCUCUGAAAGAUGAGCUCAGGGAUCCAUUGAAAUUCCUGCAAAAUCUGGAAAUGCUGCUGACGUGGGUCUGCGAGAUUGAGGAGCUGACAGCCAAUCAAAAACCACCAUCCUCAGAGUUUAAAGUGGUGAAAGCCCAACUGCAAGAACAGAAGCUCUUACAGCGCCUCCUGGAGGACAGGAGACCCAGUAUGGAGACCAUGAUGCAGGAGGGUCCACACCUGGCAGAGGGGCUUCAGGGAAAUGACAGUGAAAAGACCAAAGUGCAGCUGGCACAGCUCAAACUCAAGUGGGAGGCUCUACUUCAGGGCACCAACAGCAGACACAAGAUUCUGGAGGACAUUCUGCCAAGAGCUCAGCUAUUCCAGGAGAGGACAGACAGACUUCAGCAAUGGCUUAUAUCUGUGGAUCAGGACUUAGCUGAGCUUCGCUCUGCAGAGAGAGGGAUGCUCCAUCUGCAAGAAACUGCAGGACAGGCCCAGGCAGUCAUGGAAGAGAUAAAAGCAAAGAGUGUCGACCUGGGGAAACUCCAACAAUGUGCUCAUGAGCUCAUGGGAAAGAUUUCAGAGGAGGAAACCCAGCUGGUGCAGGAGCGGGUGGAUAGUCUGCGUAUCCGGUACUCAGUGAUGAGUCUGGGUAGUGCUGAUGUCCUGCAGAGGCUGGAACAGGCUUUGGAGGCAUCUAGUCGAUGUACCUCCAGUCAGGAAGACCUCCACCUGUGGCUUGGUCGAAUCGAGAGAGAGCUGCUGGCUCCUGCUGCCCAGACUGAGACUGGGGAUGCAGUCUUGUGUUCUUCUGAGAGGCAGAAGCUGGAACAGGCUGUUGAGAAAGAGUUGGCUUGGUUUAGAGACACCUCACUGGCACUGGAGGAGCUCGGAGCCAUUAAUCUGGACCCAGACGUCAUUGCAUCCCAGCUCAAUGAGCAGAAAAUACUUGCUGUAGAGAUUCUGCAGCACAAGUUUAACAUUGAGAAAAUGGUGAAGAUUUUGGAACUCCUGCAGAUGUACACUGAGGAUGGGGAUACACUGAGGCUCCAGUCUUCCAUAGACACCUUACAGGAGCAGUGUCAGGUCACUACUGCCACUAAUUCGCAUGUCGUGCUUCAACUGGAGCAUGCUCAGUCGCUCUUGUCUCAGUUCUCAGAGGGCUAUGCUGAGGUGUUACCAUGGUUACAGGAAACCAAAGUCCUUAUUGGUCAGUUUACCCUGAACACCAUCAGCUACGAGGCUUUCCGAGAACAACAGGACCUCUUACAGGGCAUCAGGGAGUCCAUAGCAGAGCAUAAGCCGCUGAUAGCACGGCUGAUCAUGCUGGCCCAGCGUCUGUCAGACCUGAAUGCAGCUCAGGGACAGGAGUUCUGCCAGAAAGCCAGGGACACUGAAGAGCAGCACCUGGCCAUCAGAGACAGGGUUCGAGAAGCUGCUGGAGUACUGGAGGAGUCUCUGCCCCGCUAUACACAGCUGAAUGAGAGGAUGACUCUGAUUGGAGAGCGACUGGAGCGUCUGUGUAGUCACAUGCAGACCUCAAUGGCUCUUCAAGGCCUCACCCCACGAAUUCAGGAGCAGCUACAGGACAACAAGCACACAUUGUCUGAGCUCUCUAAAAUAGAUCUGGACCUCAGCAGUGUGAGGACACAGGCUCAGGAGCUCCUGACCAACACAGGUGCUCUUGGGGACAGUUCCAUUGGCACAGCUAUUCAAGAGCGGGUUUGCAGUCUAACAAGCCGCUGGGAUGAGGCUCAAAGGCAAGCUCAGGAGAGGGAGAAGUGGCUUCUCAAUCUACUGGAUCUGGCAGUCAGGUUCUGGAAUGAAGUGAGUGACAUGACAGCUGGACUGAAUGAUGCCCAGCUGGCUGUUCUGGACCUCAACUCCAGUCGAUCAGAUUCAGAAACCAUCCGACAGAGCCUGGAGACCAUGCAGACACUCAGGGAGGACAUUGAUUCUCUGCAAGGUGACCUGGACACACUGGGAAUUCGGGGAAUGGAACUCAUGUCAGCUUGUGGUGACACAGACAAACCAGAGGUCACGAAAAGUUUGGAUGAGCUUUACGGCACGUGGAACAAUCUCAGUAAGAUCUGGACAGAGUGCAACAGUAAGUUAGAAGAAUGUUUACGAAUGGCUCUUCAUUAUCAGGACAGCAUGCAGGGACUCUUUGAGUGGCUGAAGUCUGCAGAGCUGAAAUCCACUGAGGAGUUCUCAGUGGGAUCUGACCUGGGAUCAGUUAAAGAGCAGCUGUGUGACCUGAAGGAAUUUAAGCGAGAGCUCUAUCAGAAGAAGAUUGCGAUUGAGAGUCUAAACCAUCGCUUUGUGUGUCGUCUCUCCCCGGGCACCGAGCGACCGGGUUCCAUCUCUCCACUGUGCGACUUCCGUCGGCGAUGGGACAACUUGGAGUCAGAGACUGUCAGCAGACAGCACCAGCUGGAGUGUGCACUGCUGGGCUUGGGUCAGUUUCAGAACACUCUUGAUGAGUUGCACACCUGGCUCUCCCACACGGCUGACCUACUGCAAGCCUUUCUGCCAAUCAGCAUCGACCUGCAAACCUGUGAGAUCGAGCUAGCCAAGCACAAGGUUCUGUGGAAUGAUGUGAUGUCGCAUGUGCACACGGUAGACUCUCUGAACCAGGCCGGCAGAAACCUGAUGGAGUCUGGGGCGGGAGACAGUUCACAUGUCCUGCAGACUCGUCUGGAACAGCUGAACGAACGCUGGGAAUUUGUGCGCUGUGAGACAGAGCGCAGACAGCUAGAGCUGGAAAAUAACCUCAGUCAGGUUCAGGACGUAGCCAUGGAGAUCCAGGAUCUCCUGCAGUGGCUGGAGCACACAGACCUGAGGCUGUCGUCCAGUAAGACCGUGUGGGGAAUGCCAGACUCUGCCAACGAGAGACUGAGCGCUCAUUUGGAGUUGUGUAAUGAGAUGGAUUCUAAAAUGCACACCUACAUAAAUGUUCGCAACGCCAUCCACCGGAUGCUGGAGGGACGUGAAGUGGCCCGGGGCUCCAGCACGGAGCACAGCUUAUGCAUGCUGGAGCAGAAAUGGAGCGCUGUCUAUGCUAAAAUGCAAGAAAGAAAGGCAAAGUUAACAGAGGGGCUUGGUCUUGCCAAGGAGUUUAACAGUAAUGUCCAGGACCUGCUGACCAAAAUGGCCAAGUGUGAGGAGACCAUAAACACUCUGCCUGCACCCAGCUUCAUCCUGGACACCGUCUGCGCUCAGCUUCAGGAGCACAGGGUGCUGGUAGGUGAGGUGCAGUCUUACGGAGAGAGGAAGACGAGCAUAGAAACCGCUGCCACACGUCUGUCCGAGCUCAGCAGGAAGGAAGACUGCGAUGUGGUGCAGAACCUGAUCAUGACCGUUCAGGACCGAUUCAAGAAACUCCUCCAACACACCACAGACAGGGGGAAGACACUCGAGGAUGCCAAAAGACAUGCUAAACAGUUCAGUGAAUCGUGGCACUUGCUGGUGGACUGGAUGACGGAGGUUGAACAGACGCUGGACACACACAAAGAGAUCUCUGUGUCACAGGAAGAGAUCAAACAGCAGCUCACUGAACAAAAGGAGUUCCAGAAGCUGCUCCGCUCGAAGCGGCCCAUGUACGAGGCCUGUCUGAAGAGAGGCCGCUCGCUGCAGGAGAAAGCCCAGAGUCCUGAAGACACACAGCACCUGGAGAACAUGGUGUCUGAGCUCAGAGACUCAUGGGACACCAUCAGCGGCAAAUCCAUCGAGAGGCAGCACAAGCUGGAAGAGGCUCUGCUGUUUUCAGGCAGAUUCACUGACGCUCUGCAGGCUCUUAAUGACUGGCUGUACAGAGCCGAGCCACAGCUGGCUGAAGACGUGCCUGUCUGUGGUGAUAAAGACCUGGUCAGCAAUCUGAUAGACAAGCACAAGGUGUUCCAGCGGGAGCUCGGGAAGCGUGCCAGCUGUAUCCGCACGCUGAAGCGCUCGGUCAGGGAUCUGACGCGGAGCAGCACGGCCGAUGCACACUGGCUGCAGGAGCAGAUGGAGGAGCUGGAGGGCCGCUGGGAGGCCGUGUGUAAACUCUCUGUGUCCAGACAGACUCGACUAGAGGCUGCGCUGCAACAGGCGGAAGUGUUCGAUGGAAUGGUUCACUCGUUCCUGGAUCAUCUUUCGGAUGUUGAGAGGGUCCUGAAGUACGGAGUGCUGCCUGAGGAAGAGGAGGCUCUUCUGGCAUUUCAUACCUGUCAUCAGGAGUCGAUGAGCUCCUUGAACGCUCAGCAGACGGCGCUAGAAAACAUUCACAAACUGGGCGAGAAGAUUCUGUCCUCCUGCCAUCCAGACUCUGUCAUCACCAUCAAAUCAUGGAUCAGCAUCACAAAGACUCGCUAUGAAGAGGUCCAGACGUGGGCGAAGCAGCAGGCCGAGAGGAUCCAGGCCACACUGUCUGCUCUCGAGGCAGAGAGAGAGGAGAUCCAGCGAUUACUGGACUGGAUCUCCUCCGCUGAAGAGUCUCUCAAUCUGAAGGAGCAGGAGCCGCUGCCUGAAGACCUAGAGCUCUCUGCAGAUCUCAUCACUCAGCACACGGAUUUCAUGGAUGAGAUGAAAGGGAAGGUACCAGAAAUGGAAAACGCCACAAAAUCCUGUAAACACAAGCUGGCUCCCAAGCAGCAGGUUUCCCCCGGUCGCAAAGCACCAGCAAAGAGGAGAGGCACAGCGAAGCCCCCGCCGUCCGCUCCUCUUCCACUGGAGAAACUGGACCCUCAGACAGCCGUGAUGAGUCAGCUGGUGAGUCAAUGGAGGACACUCUGGCUCCUGGCCCACGGCAGACAGAGCAGACUAGAGGAGCAUCUGCAGAGGCUGAAAGAGCUGGAGGAGUUUGCUAAUUUUGACUUCAACAUCUGGCGGAAAAGAUACAUGCAGUGGAUAAGUCACCUCAAAUCCCGGAUACUGGAUGUUUUUCGUAGCAUUGAUCGCGAUCAGGAUGGACGAAUCACUCACAAGGAGUUCAUCAGCAGCGUUCUGGCCUCUAGUGAUGCCCUCCAUCCAAGCCGAGACCCUUACAGAAAGCCGAUAGAUGCAGACCAAAUCAAUGAGGAGGUGAGCCGUCAGGUCUCUCAAUGCAACUGUCCAAAGAGAUUUCUAGUAGAGCAAAUUAGUGCAAAUCGCUACAGGUUUGGAGACUCUCAGCAGUUGCGGAUGGUUCGUAUUCUCAGAAGCUCUCUGAUGGUUCGAGUUGGUGGUGGAUGGACAGCAUUAGAUGAGUUUCUAGUGAAGAAUGACCCCUGUAGAGUAAAGGGACGCACAAACCUGAAGAUAAAGGAGAAGUAUCUCUCUCCGGAUGCGUUCGAGGCGUCGGGCCGCAGAGGCAGCGCUAAAGGCCUGACCGUGAGCAGAUCUAACUCCAGCCUGAGUUUAUACAGCAGCGCUUCGGCUAGUGUCACAUGA